UUUCCCGUGACGUCAGCGGGAGCAUAUUAUUAGCAAGAUGGCCGCUGUAGACGUGGAAGAUGAGAGCAUUCUUGCUUCUAUAUUCAAAGAUAGCUUUCCAGACAACUGGAGAGACAAUCCAGACUUUGCAGCAUACUUGGCAGAACUUAGCUCCUUUGGGGUGGAGAAGCUGAAUCGGGAGCCAGAGAAAUUAGCGGAGGAGCGCGGACAGAUUCAACAGCAGACUCGGGAGUUGGCCUUCUCGAACUACAAAACCUUCAUACGCACAGCUGACUGCACGAAGGAGAUAUAUCGGGAUUUCGGCCGUGUGGAGAGCAGUGUAUCCAAACUGCUUGACAAGUUGCCUAGCUUCGGGGAAAAAUGCAGGGGUUUUGUGAAGGAGGCGGAGGACAUUGGGGUCAGUCGGCGUAUGAACAGCUUGACCCUGAAUCGCCACACGGAGAUUCUGGAGAUCCUUGAAAUACCACAACUCAUGGACACCUGCGUCCGCAACGGCUACUACGAGGAGGCGCUGGAGUUGGCAGCUUACGUCAAGAGGCUGGAGAAGAAGUAUUCCUCCAUACCGGUCAUUCAGGGCAUCAUACAUGAAGUUCGUCAGUCUGCCCAGCUCAUGCUGAACCAGCUGCUGCAGCAGCUGCGCAGCAACGCUCAGCUGCCGGUGUGCCUUCGCGUGAUUGGCUACCUGCGGCGGAUGGACGUGUUCACCGAGGCGGAGCUGCGGGUGAAGUUCCUGCAGGCGCGGGGCAGCUGGCUGCGCUCCAUCCUGGCGGCCAUCCCGGAGGACGACCCCUACCUGCACAUCACCAAGACCAUAGAGGCCUGCCGCGUCCACCUGUUCGACAUCAUCACCCAGUACCGGGCCAUCUUCUCGGACGAGGACCCGCUGCUGCCCUCCGGGGCGCAGGCCGUGAACGAGAGCGCCAUCUUCCACGGCUGGGUGGUGCAGAAGGUGGCCGAGUUCCUGGAGACCCUGGACAGGGACCUGCAGCGCGGGGUGGGCGGCCGCUUGGACUCCCUCCUCGGCCAGUGCAUGUACUUCGGCCUGUCCUUCAGCCGGGUGGGCGCCGACUUCCGCGGGCAGCUGGCCCCCAUGUUCCAGCGGGUUGCCAUGGCUACGUUCCGCUCGGCCGUGCAGGAGGCCGUGGACAAGUUCCAGGAGGACAUGAACAUGUUCACGCUCAUCUCCCUUCCCACCAUGCUGGGCGGCGCCCUCCCCCCUGUGGCUCCCAGCACGCAGCCCGGCUCUCUGCAGCCCCCCAUGUCUCUCCUGGACUUUCCGCCGCUAGCCUGUUUCCUCAACAACGUUCUGACCGCCUUCAAUGACCUGCGGCUCUGCUGCCCAAUUGCCCUGGCCCAGGACGUGGCCAAGUGCCUGGAAGAUGCCCUCAUGAAGGUGACUAAGCUGAUCCUAGCGUUCCACAGAGCCGAAGAGACUGCCUUUAGCACCAGAGAGCAGGAGCUUUUCGUGCAGUUCAGCUGCGCCUUUGCGGAGGACAUGGUGCCGUUCCUUAACCGCUGCCUGCAGGUCCUGUUUCCUCCUGCUCAGCUUGCGAUCAUACUGGGUAUUCCUCCGACGCAGGUGCAUAAGUAUGGCAGCCUGGGCUGCAUUGAUGUGAACGCGGUGCUGGAGCCGCUGGACUUCGUUGUACCCAAGAGGGAGAUGCCACCCUCCGAGGAAGAGCUCAGCGCCCAGCUCAUCAGCAUGAUGGAGGACGACGACCACCUGGCUGGACCCGAGCCUGAGCCCGCACCCGAGCCUGAGCCCGAACCAAGAGAGGAGGCACCAGAGCCGCCUCCACCAUCUGAACCCCAAACGGACACAGCGACAGAGGUAGAAACCGCACCCCCACCAGAGGACACGGGGGAGGAUCUGGAUCUGGAUCUGGAGGAAUCUCCACACACUGGGGAUGGAAGUUAAUGGUGUUUCUCAGUACUUAAAAUUAAAAAAAACUAUUUAAUUCAAGCUUCACUGCUCUCCGUUUCCUGCCAAAAACGUUUUGGCCUUGAAGAUUUCGUCUGGUAAACUUUUCAUACUAGCCAAGUGCACUUAAGGAGAACCAGGUACUGUAGGAAAGAGUCCUCUGUACCUGUGAAACCUUUAGUACUUUAAAUCAUUUUGUGUUCAGGCUGAUCAUGUGUGUUUAAUCAGUUUCCAUUUCCAAGAUGAUAUUCCCCAUUCUCAAAAUGAUAAUCUGUGCACAUUCCCUGUCCCUUCUCACAGAAAUGCUGGGCCAUAGAAGUGUAGGGGUCAUUGUAUAUGUAACUGUAAAUAUGGAUGUGUCUGGGCUUAUUUAACCAAUAAAGGGUGUUCUCAUCUUUCUGAA
Anguilla anguilla (European eel) is the source of this 2324-nucleotide messenger RNA. It is a transcript of the gene cog8, whose product is annotated as component of oligomeric golgi complex 8. The coding region runs from base 38 to 1918 and encodes 626 amino acids. Gene Ontology annotation, biological process: intra-Golgi vesicle-mediated transport. Lineage: Eukaryota; Metazoa; Chordata; Actinopteri; Anguilliformes; Anguillidae. The record is from RefSeq and is a predicted model, not a curated record. Gene Ontology annotation, cellular component: COG complex. The transcript has 5 exons.